Arabis nemorensis is the source of this 1344-nucleotide messenger RNA. NCBI's taxonomy places the organism in Eukaryota, Viridiplantae, Streptophyta, Magnoliopsida, Brassicales, Brassicaceae. The record is from the annotation of a GenBank genome assembly.
AUGGCGUCGUCUUCUCCAACUCAGCGAACUCACGUCCCAAUUCCUCCCGAGCCAGGUGCGAUUUACAAAGCGCCUUUGAUCUUCUUCGAUUCACGAUUUCUUGUCCCUUUGUUUUCGGGUUCUUACUCGCUCUGGAUCAUCCACCCACCAAGCUUCGCUGCUAAUUUAUCUUCAUUUUUCUGCUUUUCUUCCUCUGUAGUUUUCGUCACGAAUCGCUUAGCUUCGUUGUUUGUAGUUUACCUAUAUCGAUCUGCUUAUCCCUCAGAUUCCUUAAAGAAUUUUGUGGUUUUUCGCCGUCAAUACCGAUUAUUUGUUAACGUAAACUUCAUUUCUGAUCGAAAUGUGAGUUUAGCCAUCUAUUUCAUGGGCGUAUGCGGCAGGGCACUGACACAAGAUGUUAAUGAGCCACCAGUUCCCAUUCACAUAGUGACGGAUCCGUUGCAACUUCCUGCUGAUUUCCUAAACCCUUCUCCCGAUAAGAAAUUAGUCAUUGGUUUUGAUUGUGAGGGUGUUGACCUCUGCCGACAUGGCAAACUUUGUAUCAUGCAGAUUGCGUUCUCUAAUGCAAUAUACUUGGUUGAUGUCAUCCAAGGUGGAGAGACGCUUAUGAAAGCCUGUAAGCCUGCACUCGAGUCUAAUUACAUCACAAAAGUUAUUCACGAUUGCAAACGUGACAGUGAGGCUUUAUACUUCCAGUUUGGGAUUAGGUUGCACAAUGUUGUGGACACUCAGAUUGCUUAUUCUCUGAUAGAGGAACAAGAAGGCAGGAGGAGACCUCUAGAUGAUUACAUUUCGUUUGUUUCUCUCCUUGCGGAUCCACGUUACUGCGGCAUAUCCUAUGAUGAGAAAGAAGAAGUCCGUGUACUCAUGCGACAGGACCCAAAAUUUUGGACUUACAGACCGAUGACUGAGCUAAUGGUCCGUGCAGCUGCCGAUGAUGUCCGUUUCCUUCUGUAUCUCUAUCACAAAAUGAUGGGAAAACUGAAUCAGCGGUCAUUAUGGCAUCUCGCAGUUCGUGGUGCUUUGUACUGUCGGUGUCUCUGCUGCAUGAAGGAUGCUGAUUUUGCUGAUUGGCCAACUGUCCCUCCAAUACCAGAUAACCUGAGGUCAGAAGAUCAAUGUCCUGAAGAAGAAAUCCUGUCGGUGCUUGAUGUCCCACCAGGAAAGAUGGGACGUGUGAUUGGAAGGAAAGGAGCAUCAAUCCUCGCCAUUAAGGAAGCUUGCAACGCGGAAAUUCUCAUUGGAGGUGCAAAGGGUCCACCUGACAAGAUAUUUGUGAUUGGACCGGUGAAGGAAGUGCGCAAGGCGGAGGCUAUACUGAGAGGAAGAAUGAUAGACUAUUGA